AUGCCAUUCUUUAAUCUUCCUCACCAUAUCAGAGAGAAGAUCUACCGAUAUUCCCUUGUCAUGGGACGAGUUUUCAUCCGCCCUUUCACUACCGUUGAAGUGCUCAUGGAUCCAAACCGAAGAGACAUCUAUGGCACGCCCAAUCUCGCUCUACUCUGGACCUCAAAGCGCAUAUACAAAGAGGCAAUGCCCAUCUACUUGAGCGAAAAUGUCUUCUCCCUCGUCCAAGUCGAUCUGUUGGCUGCUGCGCGCGCAGAGUAUCCGCGUGUAUUCGAGAAUCUCAAGAAGGUCCGCAAUCUGGAGCUCGUCUUCGAUUGCCGUGAUUACAUUUACCUGGCACGAUUUCAUUCUCGGGAGCUUCUAGGCGUCAUCGCGGCGGUGCGGGAUGCGAAGGUACCCUCGAAACACAAGCGCAAGGUGAUUGAGGAGCUGGAUGAGAUGCAGGCCGACUUUGAUAUUCCCAGGAUAGAACAAACCGAGUCAGAUUCGGAUUCUGAGGAGGUUUCGUCUGGACAAGCGCAUGAAAUUCAUGAUCAGCAUAUCGAAAAUAUGAAGGAGUAUCUAUGGGGACGGACAAUGAGUUUUGUGCGGCAGACGUUCCAAUUGUCGCGCCUCUAUAUUGACUUGCGUCAUUGUACCUGUAACUGGGGGUGUUGUCGUCUUGCUACGGAAGUGCUGGACUGGGGAUGGUUCCACGUCUGGAUUCAUGGGAUGCCGGAUGAGAUUCAUGUGAGAGGUACCUCAGGACGUGAGAAGAAGCUUAUUGCACAGUUGUUCGAUAAGCAGCGAUUCCAUGCGGGUUUGGAGAUCGACCAAGUCUUUGAUCAGAACAGACUUGAAGACGCUGAUGACUGGAAGGCGGGCAAAUUUGUAUUCCAAAGAGUGCAUCAGACAGUCCUACGCUAG
Aspergillus fumigatus Af293 is the source of this 906-nucleotide messenger RNA. RefSeq lists its product as uncharacterized. Lineage: Eukaryota; Fungi; Ascomycota; Eurotiomycetes; Eurotiales; Aspergillaceae. The transcript has a single exon. The record is from RefSeq and is a predicted model, not a curated record. Bases 1 to 906 code for a protein of 301 amino acids.